AUGAAUAGACGAGAAUCCCUAGAUGCUCUCAAAGGAGCUACAUUACGUAUAUUAGUGCCAAGAAUGGAAGAGCCUUAUGUAAACUAUGCAAAUUUCACGGACGAAGAAGAAGAAAUACGUGGAUAUGGUCCUGGAGUAGUGAUGGAACUGCUCAAAGAUAUGGCAAGCGAACUUAACUUGACAUAUGAGGUACUAACAAAACUGGUUUAA
Molecule: messenger RNA, 210 nt
Organism: Cylicostephanus goldi
Lineage: Eukaryota; Metazoa; Nematoda; Chromadorea; Rhabditida; Strongylidae
Source: the annotation of a GenBank genome assembly